Messenger RNA from Chinchilla lanigera (long-tailed chinchilla), 3092 nucleotides. RefSeq names its product suppressor of Ty 7 (S. cerevisiae)-like (gene Supt7l). The transcript has 5 exons. The record is from RefSeq and is a predicted model, not a curated record. Lineage: Eukaryota; Metazoa; Chordata; Mammalia; Rodentia; Chinchillidae. The coding region runs from base 383 to 1621 and encodes 412 amino acids. Gene Ontology annotation, molecular function: transcription coactivator activity; protein heterodimerization activity. Gene Ontology annotation, cellular component: SAGA complex.
GCCUACGACCACUAAUCAACAAACCAGCCUUGUAGGCCGGAUGCGACCCUCGCCUCAGGGAUCCGGAGGCAGACAGCCGCCCAGCCGACUCCUGGAAAACGGUAGUAAACAGUGACGCCUUUUUGUCUGGGUUCUGGCGCAGAGCUCUCCAUCUUCCGGCUUCCCUGGACUUCAGGGAGAACAUCUUUGGUCCUACAGUUUUGCUGCACUGAUAUUCUUCAAAGUGGCCUUAAACAGCUUGGUUUUGUGUAAAUAACUGGCUAGACUUCGUCAUAUUUUCCACUACAGAAGUCUACAACCUACAAUUGCCAGAGAUUUAAACAUACUACUUUUAGGAUAUCAUCUACAUUAAACUCAAGGGCUCUUCCUUUCUUAUUCCAAAAUGUUGAGAUACUGGGGAGAGAUACCCAUGUCAUCAAGCCAGACAAACAGAAGUUCCUUUGAUCUGCUCCCACGGGAGUUCCGGCUGGUGGAAGUCCAUGACCCACCCCUGCACCAGCCCUCGGCCAACAAGCCCAAGCCCCCCACCAUGCUGGACAUCCCCUCAGAGCCAUGCAGCCUCACCAUCCAUACCAUUCAGCUCAUCCAGCACAACCGACGCCUUCGCAACCUUAUCGCCACAGCUCAGGCCCAGAAUCAACAGCAGACAGAAGGUGUCAAAACUGAAGAGAGUGAACCUCUUCCCUCCUGCCCUGGGUCACCUCCUCUGCCUGAUGACCUUCUUCCUUUAGAUUGUAAGAAUCCCAAUGCACCAUUCCAGGUCCGGCACAGCGACCCAGAGAGUGACUUUUAUCGUGGGAAAGGGGAACCUGUGACUGAACUCAGCUGGCACUCCUGUCGGCAGCUCCUCUACCAGGCGGUAGCCACCAUCCUGGCGCAUGCGGGCUUUGAGUGUGCUAAUGAAAGUGUGCUGGAGACCCUCACUGACGUGGCACACGAGUAUUGCCUUAAAUUCACCAAGCUGCUACGCUUUGCCGUGGAUCGGGAGGCCUACCUGGGACAGACUCCUUUCCCUGACAUUAUGGAGCAGGUAUUCCAUGAAGUGGGUAUUGGCAGUGUGCUCUCCCUCCAGAAGUUCUGGCAGCACCGCAUCAAGGACUACCACAGUUACAUGCUGCAGAUUAGUAAGCAGCUCUCUGAAGAGUAUGAAAGGAUUGUCAACCCUGAGAAAGCCACAGAGGACACAAAACCUGUGAAGAUCAAGGAGGAACCAGUGAGCGACAUCACCUUUCCUGUCAGUGAAGACCUGGAGGCUGACCUUACUUCGGGAGACCAGUCCCUGCCCAUGGGCGUUCUUGGGGCUCAGAGCGAGCGCUUCCCUUCUAACCUGGAGGUGGAAGCCUCACCACAGGCUUCAAGUGCAGAGGUCAAUGCUUCUCCUCUUUGGAACCUGGCCCAUGUGAAAAUGGAGCCUCAAGAGAGUGAAGAGGGUAAUGUGUCUGGGCACGGCGUGCUGGGCAGCGACGUCUUCGAGGAGCCCAUGUCAGGCAUGAGUGAGGCUGGGAUCCCUCAGAGCCCGGAUGACUCAGACAGCAGCUAUGGCUCCCACUCCACGGACAGCCUCAUGGGGUCCUCCCCUGUUUUCAACCAGCACUGCAAGAAGAGGAUGAGGAAAAUAUAAAAGGAAAAGAAGGACAUUUUCAGGCCAGACCUAUAACACCCUCGGGAAAACCUUAGUGUAUCAGAAUUUGUUUCUAUAAACAAGGAUUUGGCUCUUAUUCUUAAAAAUUAGGCUUUACUAAUUUCAGAGAUACUGGACUUAACCGAGUAAGUCUGCAUUUUACUUCGGCAUCCAGUGUAUAGGUUCCUGCAGCAACCAAGCCACCAUUCACAGGUGGGUCAGGAGACCAAAGUGCUGUCCCCAGCUGUUGUCUUCACUGUGACUGCACAUUACUUGGCUUCUUUGCAGCUGUUUUCCUUGCAGAGUUGAGAAGAAUCCCGCCACUGUGACAUCCCAUGCAGGUGUGAGGACCCAGACGUUUGCCCAACUUCACAGUGGUAUUUGCAUACUCAUAAAAUAUAUGCUGAUGUCAAUUUUGCAUUUAAUGCCAUCACUUUUGGUUCAAGUCAUUGGGAGUACAGUACUAGUACCUAACAAGAAAGAGCUAAAUACAACAAAGCUUCCCAUUAGUCAUCUUUUUAAAAAUGUUUUUGCUGCCUAUGAAGCUACUUAUAAAACCAGGGCUGCGGUAACGCAUGUUAUUGCGUAUUCUGAUAGCCCUGUGAACUCACCCACGGCCUUCUUCAGCCUUCUGUAGGCUUCCAUGCAUCCUUACCCUUCUAACCUUUUGUUCUCCUGCCUCAGACUUUCCGUUGUUCACCGUGUACAUUUUUCCAGUUGUUCAUUUUCUCCUUUGUGACUGAAGCAAACAGGACCAGUCCAAGGAUUGGCUUGGCUUUUCUUUUUUUUUUUUUGUCUUUUUGAGACAGGGUCUUAUUAUGCAGUUCAGGCUGGUCUCGAACUCACAACAAUCCUCCUGCCUCAGCCUCCUGAGUGCUGGGAUUACAGGCGUGCACAACCACGCCUGGCCUUGGCUUGGCUUAUUCCCUGUGUUGUAUCCGCUUGGUCAUCAGGACAGUGGUCCAUUUCUCCCAGUGUCCCACACCUACACACUGUGCUUCUGCUACCUAAUGGGCAGCCUUUGACAGAGCAGCACACACCUGUCCACUUCACACCCGACCCAAACUGCUGUACUGUCCCCUUCCAGCACAGUAUUAUCAAGGAAAUGAGGUAGCACUGUAGUGAUUAGGAGUAAAUGGCAAAUGUGUGUUUCAGACUUCCUAAUGCUGCCAUCGUGUUCAGCAAAACUGCUGAAGUUCAAUUGUCUAAUGCAGAGUAAAGUCCUGGGAAAUGUACACUACUAUUUUAAUGGAGACCAAAACUAAGGUGCAGGUUUGAUUAAUACAUUAUUGAGUGCCUUAAGUAUCUCAGGUAUUGAGAAUAAUGUGACUGUGGCAAAAUGAGGUUAUAAUUUAAAUGUUAAGAAAUAAUUUAUAAGUCUGAUCAUAAACCCUUAGCACACUUAUCUGGACCCUUCCUGUUCGUCUUAGCCUCAUUCCCCCUUGUUUACUAAUAAAAAUGGCCAGCAGGU